Messenger RNA from Sitodiplosis mosellana (orange wheat blossom midge), 4103 nucleotides. Its product is annotated as octopamine receptor beta-1R-like. The record is from RefSeq and is a predicted model, not a curated record. Gene Ontology annotation, cellular component: membrane. NCBI's taxonomy places the organism in Eukaryota, Metazoa, Arthropoda, Insecta, Diptera, Cecidomyiidae. The coding region runs from base 1906 to 3198 and encodes 430 amino acids. The transcript has 9 exons. Gene Ontology annotation, molecular function: octopamine receptor activity. Gene Ontology annotation, biological process: adenylate cyclase-activating adrenergic receptor signaling pathway.
ACCAUUUUGCGGUGAACAUUGAGCGGCGGAGACGGCGGCGGCGGCGAAUGAACGUAGUAUUAUUCCAUUUGUCACCAAUAAUGAGACGCUUUGUGUUGGAAUUGUCGCAUUUCAUCGCCAUUCGUGGGAAAAUGUUGUUGAACCAAAGCUGUGCAUUGUGAAUCAUCAGGAGGACACAACGACGAAAGAAACACCAAGUGAAUGAGUGCGAAUUCCCUUGCAAAAUGUAUAAACGAUGUAAAAUGCAUGCAAAUGAUGUCUUUCGACAACAAUCAAUAUGAAAUGGAAAUGAUGUUUGUAAAAGUGAGACCAUCACUGGCAAUCAAUGUAAUCAGUAAUCGCGCAAAAAAGCACCAAACAAUCGAAGACAAAACGACCGUGGAGCAACAACAACAACAACAACAACAAAGCAAUAAUCACAUCGAAUGCCGCUUCGAUGACGAUGAACAUGACGAUAACAGCAGCAGCGAUAGCAUAACGUUCAUUCAACAAAACGACGUGAAAAAUACUGAAACGAUACCGAAAUUACACAGCAACAAUACACACACACACACACACACACAAAUAAAUCAAAAAAAUCAUCAAUCACGAGCAACAAUUCGAAAGUUGUUUUCAUUUUGGUAUUGACACCAUUUAAACGUCUGAUUGGUUAAAUUCACUCACGAAACAUCAAAUAUCAACACGCAUACACAAAAAGGCGAACAUUUUGCUUCUCAACCCCUCCGGAUGCCCUUCAUUCACUCAACAAAUGUAAUAUAAUUUAUAGUAUUAUAUUCAAAAUUGAUUGAAGAUCCAAACAAAAGGAAAAGCAAACAAGAACUACGAGGGAUAUCGACACAGCGACUGAGAGAAAACACGCGAGACACAUAUACACAAACAAAAAAAUAUUUGCUCGUUGGGAAAACAACAAUGAUUCGGCCACCGAUGUAAAAUCGUUGUGUCUAAGUCAAAAGCCACGUCUGAAAUCACUGGAGAGGCAUAUCUUGAAGAAGUCGAAACACGCAAAAAUACGAUAAAAAGGAGCACAAGAGGCGAAGGCAAGGGAGAAAGAUAGAUAGAUAGAUAGAGAGAGAGGGAAACGAUAUCGAGUAACCAUUUUUGAAAGUUUUCCCAGAUAAGCCGCCGCAAAAGUUUUCAAUUCCUUGAAUGCAAGGCAUUCGCAUCCAAUAUCGAAAAAAGCGUUCGCAAUUCGUGUCUUCGCCAGAGAAACAGAGAGAGGAAAGAAAAGAAAACUUCGUGUAUCGUUUAGAUCAAUUUGAUAGAUUACCUCGACGAACAUAUAUUACACCCUUCGUCUGGGGUGCGAAACAAGGAAAUCGAAUCGUAAAAUAAAGCUUAGGUCACAACAACAACAACAACAACAACAGCAGUAGCAAAAACAACAAUAAUAACAACGGGUGAUAACGGAACUCUGUAAAUACGGACACUAUCACACGAUUAAUUUUAUUGACGUAGUCACUGAGCGUCUAUAAAAAGCACAUUUUGCUCUAUUGUAGAAUUAUCCAACAAAAAACAAAGAAGAGUCAUUUCCACAACGUGACAUCGGUGAAAAAAAAUCAACUACAGAAAACAGAGAGCAAAUAUAAAAGUGACGAAACAGCACAACACCACAAUAGCCGAGAACUUCCAUCAAACUAAUCGAAAAAAAAAAAGAAAAUUUUAUCGAAGGGCAGAAGAACAUCGCACAUCACACGAGAGCUGUAGAAGGAAAAAUUUCGUAGGCGAACUACGUUAUACAUAUAUAAAAGCGAACAGAUCGAACAAAGGCAAAUGAAAACGGCACAGCGCAAAAACUAACAAUUAAAUGAAAUAAAGAAUAAAAACGGAGCAACAGAAGCAUAAAAGGAGAACAAAAAAGUAGCAACAACAAAAACGCGUGCACGAAAUAUCACCACCGAAGGGAUAAUGGAAAUGAAUGAAAAUCGACAAUCAAAUGUGGCCACGAUCAAAUUUAAUUAUGACGAUGAUACAAAUGCCAUAUUGCAUUAUGGGAAUCUAGUGAAACAAUCAUCAAUGAAUAGUUUUUUCAAUGUAAACGACUAUAUUGAGUCCACCACCGUACCUGAUGAUGGCAUCGACAAUACCGUCGAAUCGACCACCGCAAACAAUGUUAUAGUAAUUCUUAAGUGUUUUGUGAUUGGUUUCAUCAUUUUAGCUGCCAUUUUUGGUAAUAUGCUGGUCAUCGUGUCGGUAAUGCAACACAGAAAACUAAGGGUGAUAACAAACUACUUUGUCGUCUCCUUGGCCAUGGCUGAUAUGCUAGUUGCGUUGUGUGCAAUGUCUUUUAAUGCAUCGGUGGAAUUCGCUGGCAAAUGGCUUUUCGGCACAUUUGUUUGUGAUCUGUGGAACAGUUUUGACGUGUACUUCUCAACAACCAGUAUUCUGCACCUGUGCUGCAUAUCGGUGGACCGAUAUUAUGCAAUCGUUCAGCCUUUAGAUUAUCCCCUAAUCAUGACCUAUUCUAGAGUAGUUUUUAUGCUUGUCAUUGUGUGGCUAUUUCCAGCUAUGCUCUCCUUUGUGCCCAUUUUUCUGGGAUGGUAUACAACCGAAACACAUUUUCGAUAUUUACGAAAAUAUCCGCACAUAUGCGAGUUCAAAGUCAACAAAUUAUACUGCAUAAUUUCGUCAUCGGUUAGUUUUUGGAUCCCAGGAAUUGUGAUGAUUCUAAUGUACUAUAAAAUUUACAAGGAAGCCGAUCGACAAGAACGACUACUCUAUAGGUCAAAAGUGGCUGCAUUGCUUCUGGAAAAGCAUUUACAAAUCAACGGUAUAGCUGUGCAACGGCAGAGUAUACAUCAAGUUGAACCAUGCGCCAUUACGAAAAUGCGAAGAGAGAAAAAAGCCGCCCGAACGCUCGGAAUAAUAAUGAGUGCAUUUUUAGCAUGCUGGUUGCCGUUCUUUUUAUGGUACAACAUUUCAUCGAUGUGCGGCGAAGCAUGCGCUACACCACGUGUUAUCGUCACAAUUGUCUUUUGGAUCGGCUACUUCAAUUCUGCGCUGAAUCCCGUUAUUUAUGCGUACUUCAACCGAGAAUUUCGCUAUGCUUUCCAACGGACAUUGAAGAAUUGCUGUUCAUUUCAACAUAUUAAUUGUAAGAUAAGCGAUCGUGGACAUUUACCACCCUACAUACACUCAACCGCAUCAUCCGAAAUUCAUAUGAACUCAAUACGACCGCCAAAUACUGAUGGGAAUAACUGACAUUUAGAUUUUUAAUUUGUUUUUUUUUUUUUCAUUAAAUCUCUAUCUCUGUUUUAAUGUACGUGUUGUGUGUACAGAAAACUGAACGAAAAUUCUACAAUAGCAACAGCUAUAACAACAGCACGCAUACCUGCAAUGUGAACAACAACAGCAACGCCAGCUUCCGACGAAACUGUAUAUAAACAAUGUAUAAUUAUAGGGACAGAAGCACAAACAACCAACCUCCCCCCCUUAAUCAUCGAUACUAAUCGAAAUUUCGCCAGCUCUGUCUGUUUAAAAAAAAAUGAACCAAACAAAAACAGAAAAUCCACAACAAAAAUAAUGAAAACCAGGAGCUUAGACAUCUAUUUUCCUAGACUUUGAAUGAUUCAUUUGUUUUGGUACUUGAAGAAAUAUUUUUUUUUUUCAUUUUACGUGUACACAAGUCACAAUUAUUUCGAUUCACUUGCGAUUGUGUGUGUGUCAUUCAGUUUACUAUUUGUUAUUUGUACAAACACUGGAAUGAUUUCCAGAAAUUCCAAUUCUCAAAGUGAAUCUAAGUUAAACACAAACCAAACCAAAUCAAACCAAACCAAACUAAUACCUCCAAAUAUUUGAAUUUAUUAUUAAGAAAUUGUCAAAUGUUGUCGUUUGACUUGAAUUUACUUAUUUUUGAAUACUAUUGCAAACACCCAAAGAGAAACCAAAAAUUAUAUAUAAAUAUUACAUACAAACAAGAAGAACCUAGUCAAUCAACACCAUUGUUAGUGAAAUCAUGUCUAGGUAAUUUGAGGUAAAAAAUAGUAACAUACAGAAAUUAAAAACAAGACCGCAGAGCGGAGCAAAGCGUUCUUGAAGCUUGUAAAUUUAAGGAGUUUAAUUAAUUUAAUGUUUCUCAUCAAAUUAUUAUCGUAAGCACUACAUGG